This is a messenger RNA of Penicillium salamii, 1950 nucleotides long. The record is from the annotation of a GenBank genome assembly. NCBI's taxonomy places the organism in Eukaryota, Fungi, Ascomycota, Eurotiomycetes, Eurotiales, Aspergillaceae.
AUGUCGCCACGGGCCCUAGUCCUCGAUGGACUGUGGUAUUCUCUAUGUCCGUCAUUUACAGCGCUGAGCCUUGGCCGCUCAGUAUAUCCCAAAUCCAAGGGACGAACCUCACGAACAACGUUGCCUUCGAUCGCUGCCGCAAGCUCGCCUGCCCGCCGGUGCUAUAGCACGAGCGGCGACAACCCUGAGCCUCAAACUGAAGCUGCGCAUGAAUUCAGGCAGAAUGAACUGCAUUCAAAUAAGCACAAUAGCGAGCCCGACGCCCACGGGCCUGGAGAAAGGACAAACACGCGGAACACCCGAAAACCUCUCUCUCGAACCCACAAAGUGCAAGCCGAUCUCUUGAAGUGGACGAACGACGGAUUAGAAACACGGCUACAAUACGUCAUGGACAAAAAACCGAAUAUUCGACACAUAACACAAAUUCUUCGGCUCCUCAUUCGAGAUCGCCAUGUGCAGCCCAAUGCUCGACACUAUAAAGCACUUAUUCUCGCCAACACCGACAAUGAACGUGGUUCACCGCAGUUAGUGCGCGGCUUACUGGAGGAAAUGGAAAGCAAUGGUAUUACAGCAGACUCUGGCACCCUCCAUGGUGCAUUACAGGUCCUCGCCGUACACCCGGAUUAUCUGCUCCGACAAGAAGUAUUGGACAAAAUGCGCGACCGAUGGCUGACACUCAGCCCGGCGGGGUGGCAUUUCGUGGUGGCGGGUCUGCUACGCGAGAAUCAGAUCGAGCUCGCGCUCGAGCAUGUCGCAUUGAUGGAACGGAAGUUCAUCUUUGUCCAGAAUUGGCUACACAGUAUCAUCAUCUAUACGCUUUGCGACCACGGCGAGUUAGACGAGGUGUACAAGUUGAUGCAGGCUCGGGUCGAGCAGGGCCAUGAUAUGACGACACCGCUGUGGACGCAUGUGUUGACGAUGGCGGGUGUCCAUGACCACUUCCCGCUGGCGCACUAUGUGUGGCGUCGGAUGGUUGAAUUGGGUUACAUGAACCCGCUUAUUCCAGUAUGCGAUGACGUCCUUCGAAUGGCAGCCAAGGCUGGGGAUACUGAGACGGCCAAGUCUGUUGUCCGGUACCUUGUUGAGGGUGGGAUGGGACUUGACCAUGCUCAGUAUUCGAGAGUUGUGGAAACGCACGCGGCAGCAGGUGACCUUGCUGCGGCGUUCGAAACAUUGUGCACUAUGCACGAAACACAGAUCCCACUAGCGGAUAGUUCGACCGAUUGUCUUCUUGCGUACAUGAUCCAAUCUAAAGUGGAUCGGCGGGAAGUAUGGCAGAUGCUGAAGCGGUUGAAGAAUGAGAAACGGAGCUUGCCUAUUCACUGCGUUCGUGUUGUGGCUCAGCUCUGUGAGCAUGAUGCCCACUCUGAUCCAUCGGUGGUGGACGAUGGAGUCGGGUUCUACAAGGAGCUCUACACUGUUUGUCCCGAAGGAGCGGACGUUCAAAUCUACAACACACUAAUUCGGAUGUGCCGCACGGCCCGCAACCGCGAGUCGGGGAUGUUCCUCGUGAAAGAGAUGGCAUCACUCGGGGUGAUUCCGAACGGGGGCACGUUCGAAUCGAUCAUUUUGAUGUGUUUGGACGCCGGGAAUUUCCGAUCCGCUUUCCUUUAUUUCCAGGAUCUGAUCAAGCGGGAAGCGGCAUUGAGUGCUGAAACGCAGGGGGAAAUUCGCAGUAUCUGCGCAGGAUCCGUGGACGAAUUUGCCAUGCGGCUGCAGUAUCACCCUUACGUCCGCGACGACGUGCGAAAACUCGAUGAGGAGGUCCAGCAGCAACGGGAGAAAGAGGCCAAUGAGAGGGGUCGCCACCCUAUUCCUCCGGCCGUUCGAAGGUUGCGGAUGUCUGAUGAUCAACGAAAAGAGUUCAACAAGGAGCGUCGAAAGCGGAAACGCCGUCGUCUCGCGAUUGAGCGCAAUAUGAAAGAGGGCAAUGAACUGCCAAGAGAGUGA